AAGAGAUCAGUGUGUUUUGCACACAGACACACAGAAAUGGCAGUAUCUCGCUGGAAGGCUGUGGGCAGCACUCUGCUUGCUGCGUUUUUAGUGGGGCUGGUAGUGCUUAUAGCCGUUUUGCUCAUCAGAACUUACACUUUGCCUACAGCGGUCAGGAAGUGGAAUAGGAAUGAAAGUCUGAUCACUGAACUUGCUGAGAAAGAGAGAAAGCAGCUGGUGGAGGCACUGAAAGGUGCCAUUCGCAUUCCCACUGUCUCCUUUUCAGAAGAGGAGCAGAAUACCACAGCACUCAGAGAGUUUGGAGAAUACAUACAGAAAGUCUUCCCUCAGGUUUUCUCCUCCAGUCUAAUCCAGCAUGAGGUUUUGGGAGGUUACAGUCACCUUUUUAAAGUACAAGGCUCUGACCACAAUCUACUUCCAUACAUGUUACUGGCUCACAUUGAUGUUGUACCAGCUCCACCAGAGUCCUGGGAGGUGCCACCUUUCUCUGGCGAGGAACGAGAUGGUUAUAUCUAUGGAAGAGGAACCCUAGAUGACAAGAACUGUGUUAUUGGAAUUCUUCAGUCACUUGAAUUCCUCCUGAAAAGAGGUCACAAACCUCGCCGAUCUUUCUACAUAGGCCUUGGACAUGAUGAAGAGAUAUCUGGCCACAAAGGUGCCCAGAAGAUUGUGGAGAAGUUGCAGUCUCAAGGAGUUAAGCUGGCAUUUGUUUUAGAUGAGGGCUUGGCAGUCCUAGAUGGGGUUAUUCAAGGCAUUAGUCAACCUGUCGCACUGGUUGGUACCACAGAAAAAGGAUCAGUUACCUUGGACCUCACAGUAAAUCGUUUACCUGGUCAUUCUUCUAUGCCGCCGUCUGAAACCAGCAUUGGGAUCCUAGCUGCAGCUGUGUCUAGACUAGAGCAGAAUAUGAUGCCUAAUAUGUUUGGAAAUGGUCCAGAACAAGACAUGUUUGAACAUCUUUCUACAAAGUUUGACUUUCCACUAAAUAUUAUCAUGGCAAAUCUAUGGCUAUUUUCACCCAUUUUAAGCAGAAUUCUGGAGCUGUCGCCUUCCACCAAUGCCAUAGUACGGACAACAACUGCUCUUACCAUCUUCAAAGCAGGGAUCAAGUCAAAUGUGAUCCCACCUACAGCCACAGCAACUGUUAAUUUCCGGCUUCACCCUGCACAGACGGUACAAGAGGUCCUGGAUAUUGUUCAGAACACUAUAAAGGAUGAAAGAGUGGAGCUAUCUGUCUUGAAUUCAUUCGAUCCUUUACCAGUCAGUCCGAAUGAUAUGAGUUUGGGGUACCAUAUUCUUCAGCGUACCAUUCAUGAUGUCUUUUCAGGACCUCCAGUUGCCCCAGGUGUUUGUGUUGGCAAUACAGACAGCCGCCAUUUUGUCAACUUGACCAACAGUAUCUACAGAUUUAGCCCUGUGGUGCUCAAAAAGGAGGAUGUGGAUAGGAUUCAUGGGUUGAAUGAGCGCAUUUCUAAAGAGGCAAUUGAACUCCUUGUCCAGUUCUACAUCCAGCUGAUUCAAAAUUCAGAUACAGAUAACAUCCCUCCACCACAUCUUGACACCCAUGAGCUUUAAUUGGAAGAUCAACUGUAUGGAUGGUUUUUUCAUGUAAGAAGAUGGUGAGGACUUUCUGCAUGUUGUAACACUGGCUUGCUGCAGCACCAUCCUGGCACCAUCUCCAGUUUAUGGAUUAAACUUAAUGUUCCCUACUAAUUAACUGUAUUAAAUGCCCUUUUUGGGCCUGCCAUGUGUAGGACUGUGUAGGAGUGAACAAAAGGCUAUCCCCGUAGAACAAAAGGAGCCUGGAUACCGAAAAUAGAUGCAGUGGAAUACAUAAUUGUCAGCACCAUAAAUUGUAUGAUCUAUGGCACAGAACAAUCAACCUCCACUUCUUGUUCAUGCUUCCUGGGCAGAGAGCCCACCCCAAGCCACUCCCCUUUUCCAGAUGGUGACCCAUUAAUUACAGCACAAGCUCUGGCCACCCCAGCCUGACUGAACAUAGCCUCUGUUAAUCUCCUCAUCUGCUUUGUCUCAUGUAGCAUUCUGGGAGAUGCAUACUGUUUUCCCAGUCACUGUGCCAUACAGUUACACUUAAUUAAAAGCUGCAGGAACAAACAGAGGAAGCUGUUCCUAUCUCUCACUGAAACUACAGGGUGAAUAUUGUCUCUCUCUGUAAUCAGUGAGCCUUAGGUAACAGUCCUAAGGAAAUCAAUUCAUACCAGCAAUGUUCACCAAGAGCAAUCCAUUAGGGCUCUGUGAGACCUUAACCCCCUUCUUAAAUGCAAACGGGUCCUCUAGUUCGCUAAAAAUUCCACCAUAAAUUUUGAUUAAAUAUCUAGAGCAAUUUUUACAAAUACCCUUUGCCCCUAAGAUCUUAGAAGCGUACAGUAUUUACAUUGCUUUUGAAAAUGUUAUCUAUGGGGAAAUUUAACAUUCCUGCUCAAAAAAAGAUCUGUUAAGCGCUGAAAACUUACUAGGGAGAUGAUGAAUAUACAUACCUCAAGUAUAAACACUUUUUAAACUUGAUUAUUUUUAUGUCAAAUAAUCUGACUUUAAGAGGAUAAUACAGAAAUGCAUGUCAACCUGUUUCACACAACAUAUAGCUAAUGACAUUUAGAUACAGUAUAUCAAAUUGCCCAUGUAUACGAAUUGUCCAGUUGUGCCCCUGGACACUCACUGCCAUAACAUGUACUUUAUGUACAGCUUCCAAUGCAGUACAGGCUUGCAUAAGGAGAGGAAGAUAACUGGCCCAUGUGCACAUGAAUGUCCUAAACUGUCCCUUUUUAAAGGGAUUAUUUAGGGUGUACUUUUCUAAAUUACACCAUAAUAGUAAAUUUCUAAAUUACACUGUUUACAUAACAAAUAAUUCACUCUACCAUUUAAAAUCUUAUUCUUGAAACAACAAACAUAUUUUUGGUGUUAUAUUAUAUUAUAUAUAUAUAUUGGUGUGUAGGCAGCCAUCUCAGUGCAUUGUGCCUUUCAGAAGAAGCCAGCGCUACACAUUAGAACUAAAAACAGCAGUGGCACUUUUGGUGCUUCCCCUGCUUCUGUUUCUUAACUUGUCUAAUGCCCAAUACAGCACCUAUCAUUAUUCCAACAAUAAUAACCAUCUUACUGUUUAUGGUUUAAUACCCAUUUCAUGACCAUGCUCCAUAUGCAUUCAUUUAAGGAACAAUACAGCAGUGGAUUUCUUCUGCAGCUAUACAUUAUCAUAAAAGGGUUAAUCAUGCCAAAACCUCUACAGAGCCACUUUAAUAUUUUUCCUAUUAGAUUUUUCUAAUUUAUUGUAUUUUGCAUAAAUGCAUAUUUAAAAUUCUAAACAUGCAUUGAGAUUACUUACUUGUGCUCUAUGACUUCAUAUAACAGUCUUUCUACAGAAUAUAUUUUAUUUUCUGCAGUACCAGAUGCAUUCUGUUCCUUCAUUAAAGUCUUGAUAAAAAUUCCUUUAAAUUUUAGGUGAUUAAGUAUUCAUUUAGCUCAACCUUUAGAAAACAGAGCUAAUUGCAGUGGUAAAUAUUUAUAUCUGUGAAAUGAUGCUGCUAAUUUUAUAUGCAAUAUUGUGUUUAUAUAAAUUAAUUUAUAUUGUACUUUUUGUACAACAUGGGGCUUGAUGCCACAGCAAAGAUAUAUAUAUAUUUAAUUGUCAAUGUGAAAUAAAAGAAUUGUUAAA
This is a messenger RNA of Xenopus tropicalis (tropical clawed frog), 3670 nucleotides long. RefSeq names its product peptidase M20 domain containing 1 (gene pm20d1). Gene Ontology annotation, molecular function: hydrolase activity; aminoacylase activity. Gene Ontology annotation, biological process: fatty acid metabolic process; respiratory electron transport chain. The record is from RefSeq and is marked provisional. NCBI's taxonomy places the organism in Eukaryota, Metazoa, Chordata, Amphibia, Anura, Pipidae. Gene Ontology annotation, cellular component: extracellular region.